Zootoca vivipara (common lizard) is the source of this 7801-nucleotide messenger RNA. RefSeq names its product leucine rich repeat containing 49 (gene LRRC49). The record is from RefSeq and is a predicted model, not a curated record. Lineage: Eukaryota; Metazoa; Chordata; Lepidosauria; Squamata; Lacertidae. Gene Ontology annotation, molecular function: protein binding.
CCGGCCGAAGGGGAGCGGGAGGAGGCGUCCGUCGCCCUGAGGGGUUUGGGUGCCGCCGCCGCCGCCGCCGCCGCGGGAGGAGGAGGAGGAGGAGGAGGAAGAGGAGCCCGUUGCCAUGGUGCCCAGCAAAUGCCGGCCGGCCGUCGCCGGGGCUCGACCGGGACACGCCGUCUCGGGCAACAAUUAUGGGCUUCAGCUGGUUCUCCAGAGUACAUCAGCAGCAGAAAGAACGAAACCUCUUGAGUUCAGAUUACACAAAGAGCAGCAGUAUCUUCAUAACAAAUUCUUGCAGCAUGAUCUUGAAAAGAACUAUUCAGGAAAACAAGCCGAUGGAAGAUUAAGUCCUUUAUCACGCUGUAAAAAGUUGUAUGUCCCUGUAGCACCAAAUUUUGCAGAUAUUCCCAGCAUGGAGGUGAAAUAUGGUGCAGGCUCUCUGGCAACAUUUGGAGAUUCCUCCUUUCCUAACCCUUCAAAAUACAGACUUCAACAGGGCUGUCAAAAUGCUAGUCCAAAUAUUUCAGAUAAUAUCACUUAUGGGAACACUGCUUUUCCCCUAGUGCACCGAACUGCAGAAGAGAAAAUGCAGCAUUCUGACAGGCUGACCCUUGAAAGACAAAAGCUGACUGUUUGCCCAAUUAUUGAAGGAGAAGAGCAUCUUCGUCUGCUGAGCUUCCAGCAUAACUGUAUAACACGGAUCCAGAAUAUUUCUAAUUUGCAGCAUCUUGUUUUCUUAGAUCUGUAUGAUAAUCAGAUAGAGGAAAUCAGCGGCCUUACUACACUAAGGUCCCUCCGUGUCCUUUUGUUAGGAAAUAACAGAAUAAGGAGAAUAUCAAACCUGGAUAACCUUGUAAGCCUUGAUGUCUUAGACCUUCAUGGAAACCAGAUUGCUAUCAUAGAAAAUCUCAACCAUUUAAGUGACCUCAGAGUGCUGAAUCUUGCCCGGAAUUGCUUAACAUACAUUGAAAACCUGAAUGGACUAGAUUCACUGACGGAACUUAAUCUUAGAUAUAAUCAGAUCAGAAUUGUGAAAGAUGUGGAUACUUUGCCCUGCCUCCAACGUCUGUUCCUCAGCUUUAACAAUAUAUCUCGUUUUGAUGACAUCUUGUGCCUUGCCGAUUCUGCAUCCCUUUCAGACAUCACCCUUGAUAGCAACCCGAUAGCGCAAGAGGUGUUUUACAAGCAUACUGUUCUCCACCAUAUGAUGCAGCUCCGACAGCUGGAUAUGAAGAAGAUCACAGAAGAAGAAAGGCGCAUGGCAUCUGUUGCCUUACGAAAAGAGGAAGAGAAGAGGCGUGAAAGCCACAAGCAGACCUUACUGAAGGAAAAGAAACGAUUAACUAUUAGCAAUAUUGCCCAUCAGUGGGAGAGCCAGCAGAACCGCUCUGCCCACCUGCCUUCCAGCCAAGAAAACAACGAAGACAAUGAAUCUUCUCAGAACAGCAGGAGUACUCCAUAUGAAUUUCCCGAGGAAACCAGGUCUCUUGAUUCACUUUUGAACAAAGGCACACAAGGGCUGUCUGUCCUGGAUUCACACUUGGUAGAGAUAGAAGGUGACACCGUGUACCUAUAUGGCUCUGGAGCUCUGGAAUCCCUUGAUCGAAAUUGGAGUGUUCAGACGGCUGGGAGCAUCACCACAAUCUCCUUUAAUUUCAUAGACUUUGAUGAAAUUGUUCCAGUGUUGCCAAAACUGAGGAUCAGAUUUCCCAAUUCUCUACACUUGAAAUUUAAGGAGAACAACCUUGCUGUGUUGAAACAGUUCAAUGCCUUAGCCCAACUUCGCCGCCUUGAGCAGCUAACAGUUGAUGCUCAAGGAAAUCCAGUUGUCACCUUCACCCUGUGGAAGUAUUAUGUGAUGUUUAGACUGGGUCAUUUCAACCUGCAAAAAAUAAACGGAAUGGAGGUUACCCAGAAUGACAUGGUCAUGGCCGAAAAUCUCUUUGGUGUCUUAGCAUAUGUGGCAUCUUCAGAUGUACCCUACUGUCGCCUGCUUUCAUUACUCGGAGAUUGCAGGAAGAAACAAUUGUGUUAUCUUUUGGAAGCAAAAGGGAAGAAAUUGGGGACUGCCAGUGAGGAUGGCAAUGAUCGCCGAAAGCUGGGUGGAGAGAAUGCCAGCCGGCUGGCGCUGAAUUACACCACAAGAGAUUCCCAGACAGAAAAGCUGGAGAUAAAUGAAGAAAUCACACCUAGGUUAGGUGGUUUAAAAGAUAUAGAAGAAGAAAGCAAGGAAGCGAAGGACAGGAAGGACUUCUGCCAUUCGUACAUCCAAGACUUGGUGAAGGAAGCGGCUGACAUCAAUAUGAAGAAUGAGUCCUUGCAGAAGCUCUGGCCUCAGAUGUUCAUUGAACUCGUCAGAGAUGCAGUGAUUGAGAUUCGCAAUAAGGAUUCCUACAUGAAGCUCUGCCUGCAGCGGAUCACCUGCCAGAAAUCGUAGGGGCAUGGCUUCCUCUGCCCUUCAGGGUCACUCUACAUUUUCCACAAAGACCAAAAUAGUGUAAAAAUUACCAUCAUUCUAGGACAGUGUGUGUGUGUGUGUGUGUGUGUGUGUGUGUGUGUGUGUGUGUUCCAUUGAAGAAGCCUCAUUUUGACUGUAAAAUGUUCCCUCCUUUGCAUUUUCAGAUGGAGUUCUUUUUGCUUGUUCAAAUAUACACCCGUUUGUCUAUACACCAGCUUAAAGCAGCAAUAUGCAGGUAACUUGGUAUCUGUUUUUUGUGGCGCUGCUCUUUGCUAAAGCACUCAAAUUAAGAGGUAAAAUGUCCCACUCGCUCUUAUCCUCAUCCUUUCAGCUGUUUUCCUGAUUUGGCACUAUUGUUGUUUGGGUUGGGGCAGAACUUCUCAGAUGGAAAUACUGGAUUGGUGGGGAUUGAAAAAUCAAUAAAUUAUUCUUUUUGUAAACUCCAAAUUUGAUCUUUAGAGAAUUGCUUUCAUUUGGUUACAAUGCCACCCUGCAAUGCUAAGCUUAAGGAUUCAGUAGCAAAAGGUACUAAUAGAUCCUGCAAAUACUAAGAAACAAAUCAGGGAUUUUUUAAAAAUAUAUUUUAUUUUUGCAUUUUCUGUUUCGCAUAAACAAAUGAAUUAAAUACAUAUAAUCCCUUUUGACUUCCCUCCCCCCCCAUUGUAGAUUUUAAUGUAAUGAUUUCCCCCUCUGCAUCUCUUUCAUAACUCAAUUUGUUAUAAAUCCUUUGUAAAUCCAUAGUUCAAAUUUUUACUACAAGUUUUCCGUCAAUCCUACAAAUGUAUGUAAUUGUUUACAAUAGCUUUUCAAAUAAAUUAUAAACUUUCCCCAUUCUUUAUUAAAGACCUCCUCUUCCUGGUUUCUAAUUCUUCCUGUAAGUUUUGCCAUCUCGGCGUAGUUCAUAAAUUUUAACUGCCACUCUUCCUUGGUUGGAGUUGUACCCUCUUUCCAUUUCUGGGCUAACAGAGUCCAUGCAGCCGUGGUCACGUACAUAAAUAGUUUUGUCUGGUCCUUCGGGAUCUCUGGUCCUAUAAUGCCUUAAAGAAAAGCUUCUGGUUUCUUAGGAAAAGUUAUCUUCAACAUUUUUUUCAGUUCAUGAUAUAUCAUUUAUCAUCUUACCUGACCACCACAUAGGAUAAAAAGUACCCCCAUUUUCUUUGCAUUUCCAGCACAUUUUAGACUUUGAUUUGUACAUCAUAGCUAAUUUAUAUCAAUUUCAUAUAAUUCUCCUUCAGAGUAUAACACACUAAAUUUUAAUCCUGUUGUCCAUAGUCUCUCCCACGCUGCUCAUUCAGUGUUAUAAACAAAAUCCUUGGCCCAGUGGAUCAUAACCAAUUUGACCUGUUCAUCUUUUGUUUGCCACUCUAAUAAAAGUUUAUACAUUUUGGAAAUUAACAUAAUUUUAUUUCCUAACAGUUUCCUUUCAAACUGGGAGGUUUUAUUUGAAAAACCUUAUUAUCCAACUUAAACAUUUCAUUAAAUUGGUAAUAUUGCAACCAAUCUGUUACUAAUUCCCUUAUAUCUUCAAACCUCUUUAGUUUUAAAUCCUGAUCUACAUCAUUUCACAAUUCUUUAUAGAUUGCCCAAUCAUUUCUCAUACUCUCUUUUUUCACCGAUAUUGCUUCUAGUGGAGAGAGCCACUAUGGUGUUUUUUGUUCCAAUAAAUUUUUACAUUUAUCCGUAUAACAUGGUUCAGAAAAGCUUUAUGAACUUUAACCUUGUCAUACCACAAAUAAGUAUGCCAACGAAAUCUGUUAUCAUGCCUUCAAGAUCUAAUAUGGAACCGUUUCCCAAUGGUAUCCAUUCCUUUAGCCAGCAAAGACAAGAUGUCUCAAAAUAUAAUUUCAAAUUGGUGAGGAGAAUCCGCCUCUCCCUUUAGCAUCAGUCAAUACUUUAUACAGUGGUACCUCAGUUUAAGUAAACAAUUGGUUCCGGAAGUCUUUACUUAACCUGAAGCGAACUUUCCCAUCGAAAGUGGAUUAAUCCAUUCCAAACGGUCCACAGAGUACUUAAACUGAAGCGUACUUAACCUGAAGUGAACUUUCCCAUUGAAAGUAAUGGAAAGUGGAUUAAUCCGUUCUAGAUGGGUCCACGGAGUACUCAACCUGAAGCGUACUUAACCCAAAGUAUGAGUGUAAUUUGUUCUGGAAGUCUGUACUUAACCUGAAGUGAACUUUCCCAUUGAAAGUAAUUGAAAGUGGAUUAAUCCAUUCUAGAUGGGUCCGCGGAGUACUUAAACUGAAAGUACUCAAACCGAAGCGUACUUAAACUGAGGUAUGACUGUACUGUAUUCUUGGUUUCUUCCCCUGCCAAAUAAACCUACAGUAGUGAUAUCUUUUUGCCAUUCUUUAAAAUAUCUUAUAUUGUUUGAAACAAAAAUAACAUUUUUGGUAGCACAUUCAUUUUUAUUGCAGAUAUUCUUCGCAUAAGUGACUAGUUCACCCUUCUAGGCUGUUUUUAACCUCUCUCCAAGCUUUCACAUAAUUAUCUUUAAAAAUAUUUAUAUUCCUCUGUGUUAACCACACUCCUAAAUAUUUAAUUUUCUUUUCAAUCAUUAUUCCUGUUGAUUGUAAAGGUAAAGGGGUACCCCUGGCCAUUAGGUCCAGUCGUGACGCUCAUCUCGCAUUAUUGGCUGAGGGAGCCGGCGUAUAGCUUCCAGGUCAUGUGGCCAGCAUGACAAAGCCGCUUCUGGCGAACCAGAGCAGCACAUGGAAACACCGUUUACCUUCCUGCUGUAGCAGUACCUAUUUAUCUACUUGCACUUUGACGUACUUUCGAACUGCUAGGAGCUGGGACUGAGCAACGGGAGCUCACCCUGUCGCGGGGAUUCGAACCGCCGACCUUCUGAUCGGCAAGCCCUAGGCUCAGUGGUUUAACCCACUGCGCCACUUUUUAAUUUUUUUUUUGGUCAUUCAUGUUUUUCACCAUAAUUUGUAUCUUGUUUUUGUUAAGUUUGAAACCUGCUACCUCUCCGAAUUCAGAAAUUUGUUCUAAAACACUUGGUACGCUGGCCAUAGGUUCCUCUACGGAUAUCACUGCAUCAUCAACAAAUGCCUUGAGCUGAUAUGCUCUCUGCCCCACUGUUAUCCCUUUGAUUUCAUCACUAGAUCUAAUUCUUCUAGUCAGAACCUCUAAAACCAAUAUAAACAAUAACAGUAACAGCCUUGUCUUGUCUUGUCCCCUUAGUUAUUUUAAUUUUUCCUGUUAAAACAUUAAGAAACAAUUGGAAUUGGUCAGCCUGAGGGCUCCUUCACACACCAAAAGAGGUUUUAAGUGUAAUGUGCAAAUCCAACUCACGUUUUGUACAAAUACACACAUUAGGGAUUAGUGUCACGUUCCCUUUGAGCAUACACCUGAUAGCAAAUGCAUGUUUGCCUUUGGAUAAUGUAUGAAGUGGCUCCAAGUUAAAUGAGAACAUACAAUACAGUUCUACAAGCUAAAUGUUUGGGUGCAUUCUUUUUAUAUUCUUUCAAAGCGUUCAGGGUGGGGUUUUGUGUAUGUGUAUUGAACCAUUAUGAUAGAAAAGGAAAGGAAUGGAAAGGGAAGAGAGCAAUAACAUCUGUAGGCCACCAACUCUUUCACACUGUUACAUAAUCUGCAUUUAAGAUUAUCCAGGCAAUGGUUUGGAUUCCUGGUGGAGUGGUCAGUGCAGGAGGCAGUCCUGGAAGAGGAGCAGCUAAACAACUGUUGGUCCCAGCGAGGCCAAUAGAAGGGGCCUCACUGUUCCUCUUCUUCCUGUGAAGCUGCUGAUAGAAGCAGUUCUGGGAGAGGAGCCAUAGGACAGUCCCUGCUAAGUUGAUGUAGGGGGCUUCACUGCCUCCUCUUUUUCCCAGAAGCAGCAAAUGAGACUGGUCUCUGGUGGAGACUGUUGUUUAUAACUAAACAAAAGUGACUCAUAACAGCUUAUUAAAACAAUAUAAACACUUGAACCAGCUAUAGCAAGCACAACCAAGCAUCUGGAAGGCUCCAGGUGCUCCAUCCCUGAUCUUAAAAAAGGCUGCCAGGGUGGCAGGUAGACAUCUAAAAAGAUUGAAAUGCAAAGCUCAAAUGAAGCAUGAGCAUUACAAAUUAGAGCCAGGCAAAAAGUGUUGGCAUUCCCUACAGAAAAAACCUAAGGGCUCUAUGCAGACUCAGAGCAGACUCAUUGAAAUGAAUGCACCAAAGUUAGGCAUGCUCAUCAAAAAUGGAUCUAAAAGGUCUGGCCAUUAAAAAAAUGUAUUUUGUCUAAAAAGAAUUCUUUUGGUGCUAUUGUAGUAAAGCUGGGCAACCUCAGUGAAAUGGCUGCAUCCCCAUAGUUCAGUGGCAGAGUAUCUGCCUUGCACACUGAGGGUCCCAAGUUCCAUCUUGGCAUCUCCAGGGAGGACUGGGAGAUGCCCCUUGUCUGAAACCUUGGAGAGCUACUGCCCUUCAGUGUAAACAUGCUGAACAGGAUGGACCAGUGGACUCACUCAGUAUAAGGCAGCUUCCUGUGUUAACCAUUCAUCUCACUUCUGAAGGUGGGCAAAAGAGGGCGUAGGGAAAGGCUUCUGAGAAUGACCUCAAGGCUCUGGCAGGUUUGUGCAGGAGGCAGGUCAAUUACAAAUCAAACUAACUAACAGCUCUUAUCAGAUUUGUCUUAGGAUGCCUUCCUUGUUGAUCCCAAUUUUUGUUCAGAGGUAUCAGGCAAUUGCAUCCAGGUGAGUGUGAUGUUCCGAUGGAGGGGUGAAUCUGUUCAUUUGCACGUCUCGGGAAGAAUUCUUGCAGCAAGGGGAACUUGGUGUCCUGGUUAUCUGCUUUUUCAGAUUAGGUUUCUUAGCUGAGUGAUCGCCCAGCGUCAUCCCUAAACUAAUACACGGCUAGGAACAUAAUUAUCCUUUGGGUUUCUCACUUCCCCUAAUUUUUUUGUGCAUCUCUUGGCUCAAGGAACAUAACAUACAUCUUAAGAUAAAAUACAUGCAUGUAUUGAGAUAAUAUACUGGUAUGUAUUUUUGUUUUAGAGAUAAGAUUCAUAUUUGAAUAAGAUGCACAUUUUCAUAUGGAUGCAGAGCCAAGACAGUGCAGGCCAUAAAUAGACUGAUCCAUCUAUCCCUGGAGCAUGUACAGCCCCUUCUUCCCCAUGGGAAUGCUUGUCCCUCUGCAUGCACAGUAAGGGCGUGUACCUCCUGAAGCCUUUCACGGGUUGGACAUGUUUUCCCAUUUGUUAUGCAUUCUUGUUCAGAGUAGGAAUCCAGAUCUUGAUGACUAAGGCUGUAUCUUGUUUCCUGCUUUGGAAAGAGGAUCUUAAAGGGAAAAAGAGAAUGUGUGCUCUUUUGUUUAUCUGGAGAGUCUCUGUAGCAUGAAAGGAGCAGCAAUUCAACAUGACGUGCCUUU